Molecule: messenger RNA, 846 nt
Organism: Drosophila ananassae
Lineage: Eukaryota; Metazoa; Arthropoda; Insecta; Diptera; Drosophilidae
Gene: EloB
Product: elongin-B
Exons: 3
Coding region: 1-321 (106 amino acids)
Biological process (GO): transcription elongation by RNA polymerase II
Cellular component (GO): VCB complex; elongin complex
Molecular function (GO): protein binding
Source: RefSeq, a predicted model, not a curated record
AUGGGUAUAGGUAGAAUUUGUGUUAUAUUAUGGCGUCGCGAGCUGAAGCGAAUGAUCGAAGGUAUAGUCAAGGUGCAGCCGGUAGACCAGCGGUUAUACAAUCAAGACAACGACGUCAUGGAAGAUGAGAGUACGCUUCAGGAUUAUGGCGUCACUGUGUCCACAGCCAAGGCGCAGGCUCCGGCGCAGUUGGGCUUGACAUUCAGAAACGAAUUGGGCGACUUCGAGACGCUGGACAUGACACCUUACUCUGCACCCCCAGACUUACCUGAAGUGAUGAAAAACCAAGAGGCCUCAAACGGACAGGAACAAGUUGCAUAAAUGAGCAGUCAAUCAGUCAGUCAGUCAAUAAGUCAUCAAACCACGGCAAAUACCAGCAAACACAUCAUCAAAAGCAGCAACAUUAACAGGCUACCAAUGUGUAGCAAACGAGACAAACCUAAUCCGAAAACCAGAGAUUCAAAAAAUACUGUCGCUCGCUUGACUCCCGGAAAACGAACUGAAAGUAAAAUUAUAAAGCCCAACGGAACAGAAGUACGAGAUCCGCUUUCGACAUGCAGUGCAAUGUGUUUCGAAAUUUACUACGAUUUUUAUUCUUUUUUCUGGUCAAAAGCAAAACGAAAAAUAAUUGCAGAAUCAAUAGCUAAAUAUGCAUUUUUUAUUCUUUAUAGCAAAGAACAAUUCACUAAGAGUCUAAUGCAUAAUUAUACUUUGGAAUGGGAUUUUAUAUUAUUCGGCCUUAACUUUACCCACACAAUUGUUUGUUUCUUUUUUAUGGAAUUUAUACGAAUUUGUUGAAAAAAAAAAUACACAGUCAUAAAAAGAAUUAUGUGAAAUGAUAUUGAA